AGAAAAAGUUCUUUCUGGUGGACGGACUCACUUCACGUGCCCCGCCGUAGAAACAUCUCGUUUGCUGUUGUGACAAAGACUACCUGUGUUGUUAGAGUUUUUUUUUCUUCUGCAAUCUAUUGGCAGUGUAAAAAGCAGGAAUGAACUUCACCUAAGUGAAUAUACUACAAAAAGCUUCUCUGCUCUUGACAAGUAAUUUGAUAAACUUUUAAACCCUGAUACUGUGCUACAUAUUUGAUACAAAUUGACUGUUAGGAGAGGGGAGGUGAAAAUCUAGGAAUUCUGCAGAGGGUUAUUUGUGGGACCAACUCGUUACACACUCUGUUGAAUUGUAUAUGCCAACUUAUCAACUACAAACUAUUUUCAAAAAUGUCUGACGUUGAGCGUAUACGGCUGGUGAUUCUGGGCGGGGCAGGAGUAGGAAAAAGUUGUAUCAUCAAACGUUUUCUUUUGAAAACGUACUCGGACAAGUAUAGACCAACUGUAGAGGAUUUGUACAAUCGAGAGUAUGAUUUUGGCACCGUUACACUCAAGGUUGACGUUCUGGAUACAUCUGGGGACAUGCAGUUUCCGGCAAUGAGACGACUUUCCAUCGCUACCGCACAUGCUUUUUUGCUGGUGUACUCGACCACUUCCGAGCCAAGUUUGGGUUGUGUUAAGCAGUGCUUUGAGGAGAUUCGCGAGCAACGAGCCGAUUACCAAGAUAUUCCUAUAGUAAUUGUAGGUAAUAAGAGCGAUCUUAGUGUGAAACACCGUGAAGUACGCAUCGAAGAUGUCUCGGAAUGGGUAUUCUGUGAAUUGCCCAAAUUGAAGGUUAAGGUUAUGGAGUGUUCCGCUAAAGAUGACGUUAAUAUUGUUGAAGUCUUUAAAACAUUUUUGUCACUGUCCCGUAUCAUUCCGGCCAGCGGCAUUAGUGAGUCGACUUCAGGACUGAAGAGGCGCUCAUCGGCUUACGUUAGUGCUAGUAGUAAAGAUAAAAUGAAAACCGGAAAUCCGUCCAUUAGUUGCGAAAGGUUUUCAAAAGAAUCAUCAUUCUUAUCUGCUGGUUGCAGCGAUGAGGCUUCAACCAGUGAUUCUAAAUCGAAACCAAGAUCUAGAUCACUUAUUAGGAGAUCUUCAAGGAAGACAAAACAACAGAUUCAGAAUGCAUCUGGUACAGAAGACUGCAAUAUUCAAUAAAAAAUGCAGUCAUAAACGGCUCUGAAAUCUAAUACAAAAUAAGAAAAAAA
Messenger RNA from Culex quinquefasciatus (southern house mosquito), 1229 nucleotides. Its product is annotated as GTP-binding protein Di-Ras2. The transcript has 7 exons. Gene Ontology annotation, molecular function: GTP binding; GTPase activity. NCBI's taxonomy places the organism in Eukaryota, Metazoa, Arthropoda, Insecta, Diptera, Culicidae. The coding region runs from base 370 to 1179 and encodes 269 amino acids. The record is from RefSeq and is a predicted model, not a curated record.